GAACUGUUCUUGACUCUGCAAUGACAUCCAGCCAGAUGUACAUGUAAACAACGCUUCAACGCAUCCACAGAUAGACAGAUACCAAGUGAAAGAAGGGUCCUUCCAUUAACAGUAACUUAUCGAAGCCAACUCUCUCUAGACUUCAGCGUUUUGGAUAGUAAGUUUUGAUCAAAGUACAAAGCUACCGAAAAUGUCAGAAGAUAAAAAUGCAUUGGGCUACGCCAAGCUCGCUCCCAAGACGCCAGUUCCUUCGGAUAUUGAAGUGAGCCAACAAAUCGUAAAGGAAGUGGGGCUUCUUCCCGUUGCAGACGUUGCCAAGCAGGUUGGUCUGAAAGAUGACGAAGUGAUUCCCUGGGGAAUUGCCAAGGCCAAGAUUCCUCUCAAAGCACGAGAUAGUCGUAAAGACUUGCCCGAUGGAAACUAUGUGGUUGUUACUGGAAUCAAUCCCACCCCUCUGGGAGAAGGAAAAUCGACUACGACCAUUGGAUUGGCGCAGGCUUUGGGUGCUGUGCUGGGCAAGCCUACUAUUGCUUGUAUUCGUCAGCCUUCUCAAGGACCCACCUUUGGAAUCAAGGGAGGUGCUGCUGGAGGAGGUUAUGCCCAAGUCGUUCCCAUGGAAGAAUUCAAUUUGCAUUUGACGGGAGAUAUUCAUGCCGUGACAGCUGCCAACAAUUUAUUGGCUGCCGCCAUUGAUACCAGAAUGUUCCAUGAAUGCAGUCAAUCCGACGAAGCAUUGUACAAACGUCUAUGUCCGGAAGGGAAGGGGUUUAGCCCUGUCAUGAAGCGAAGGUUGAAAAAGCUCGGAAUUGACGCCACAAAGAAACCAGCAGAUUUGACUGCUGAGGAGCGUAGUGCAUUUGCUCGCCUUGACAUUGAUCCGGAUACCAUCACAUGGCAGCGUGUUUUGGACACUUGCGAUAGGCACUUGCGGGAAGUGCAAGUGGGCAUUGGUGCCAAGGAAACUGUAAAAGCCAAAGGCGGUGAUGGGCGUAUUCAGCACUGCCGAAAGUCUGGAUUUGACAUCACAGUUGCUUCGGAAGUGAUGGCGGUCCUGGCAUUGGCCAGAGAUUUGGCAGAUCUACGAGAAAAGCUUGGAGCAAUGGUGAUAGGAUACUCGCGUGCUGGAAAGCCCAUUACAGCCGAUGAUUUGGGAUGUGGCGGUGCAUUGGCCGUCUUGAUGAAGGACGCCAUCAUGCCGACUCUAAUGCAGACCGUCGAACGCACACCUGUUUUGGUUCAUGCGGGUCCAUUUGCCAAUAUUGCAACUGGCAACUCUAGUGUCGUAGCUGAUGAAAUUGCCCUCAAGUUGGUCGGCCAGGACGGCUUUUGCGUCACUGAAGCUGGAUUUGGAGCUGACAUUGGAAUGGAAAAGUUCUUCAACAUCAAGUGCAGAUACUCGGGAUUGAAACCAAAGUGUGCUGUGAUCGUCGCCACCGUGCGUGCAUUGAAGAUGCAUGGAGGAGGCCCACCAGUCAGUGCCGGAAAGCCGCUCAGCAAGGAAUACACCGAGGAAAACGUGGAACUUGUCACCAAGGGCGCAGCCAACCUUGUGAAGCACAUUGAGAACGCAAAGAAGUUUGGCGUCAAUGUAGUCGUCGCUGUCAAUCAGUUCAAGAAUGACACACCCGCCGAAAUCGAGGCAGUGAAAAAGGCGUCGAUGGACGCAGGAGCGUACGAUGCGGUGCUUUCCAAUCACUGGGCCAAAGGAGGCGAAGGAGCUGCUGACUUGGCUGCCGCAGUUGUAAAGGCGUGCAACGACAACGAUGCUGCAAACUUCAAGUUCUUGUAUGAUGUCAACAAAACGAUUAAGGAGAAGAUUGAAAUCAUUAGCAAGGAAAUCUACGGUGCUGACGGCGUGGAAUUCGCCGACUUGGCAAACAAACAAAUCGAACAGUAUGAAAAGUCAGGCUUUGGAAACUUGCCAAUAUGCAUUGCGAAGACCCAAUAUUCCUUCAGUUGUGAUGCAUCGGCCAAGGGAGUGCCAACUGGAUUCAACAUUACCGUUCGUGAAAUCAGAAGUUGUGCAGGUGCUGGCUUCCUUUACCCAAUUUGUGGAGAGAUUAUGACGGUACCCGGUUUGCCAACAAGACCUGGAUUCUAUGAUGUGGAUGUUGACUUGGAGACAGGGGACGUCAUUGGGCUCUUUUAAGGUGGUGGCCACACGCCUGAUUACGCAUCAUUGAGAGGCCCAUGUUGGAACCGUACCGGUA
Molecule: messenger RNA, 2210 nt
Organism: Seminavis robusta
Lineage: Eukaryota; Bacillariophyta; Bacillariophyceae; Naviculales; Naviculaceae
Source: the annotation of a GenBank genome assembly